GAUACAGGAACAGGUGCGGGUGGAGAUCUAAGCCACAAUCUGUCUGAAUCCUGCAUCAGCAACAUCUCAAGCUCAUCUCUGCGUAGUGACCCCAACGCCCCACCAAGCAAAAUGAGCGCAGAUGGACAAAAACAACUCCCUCCCUACAUCAUACCAGUAGAAAGUCAAGGAGAUGGUGUGAGGGUUUAUCACCCCCACACGCCUUUCACCCCACCCACCACACAGGACUCUGCUGCCUCUUCCAAACCAGUAUACACCAGUGGAGGUGGAGGCGUGGGUUCAGGUUUUGACUCUGGAGAAGGCAAAAAAAAGUUUGUGAGCUAUGAUACGAGUCUCGGGACUGAGCCUGGCAUGGCUACAUGCUCUUCCUGCCAGCAACAGGUUAUGACCAAUGUCACCUACAAGGCAGGAACGUAUGCCUGGCUCAUGUGUUUACUCUUCAUUUGCUGUGGGUUAGUCCUGUGUUGCUGCCUGAUUCCAUUCUUCAUGAACAGAUUCAAGGAUGCGUACCACACCUGCCCCCGCUGCAACAGAGUGCUGCAUGUUGAGAAGAGGAAAUGCUGUAAAUGAUGAUCAUCAGGGCAGAAAUGGACCCGUAGAAAUAAGAAAUAACCUCCUGUUACCUUUGUCUGAGUUAUGUUCACCCGGUAAAAAACCAACAAACCGGCAGCCCUGCUAUUUUCUGACAGGUCUCAGGUGAAAUGCAGCUUGUUUCUAUGGAUCACAAAACCAAACAUGAAUGACUUCUAUCGUAUUAUUAGCAAACAGACUGGGAGUGAUUGUGUUGUUCGAGCUCUUUCUUUUUUUUUUCCGCUCUGGCAACUGAAAGAACUCCCCAUGCACCUUUUAUUAACUGUCAUCAAUAUACUCAGAAACUUAUAUGCAUAAUGUUAAAAUGAAGGUUUGUACAUACAAUUUAUGGCAUUCUUUAUGCUUAAAUGGAUUGCACAUUUGAAAUUAAACAGAAAACCUGUCACAAUUUCUGAAUGAGUAACAGCGGCGACAAAUGCACAUUAAACCAGAGACGGGGGCAGACAUAAAAAUAUUUGCUCAUCUCUGGUUUAAUGAGUAAAACCCAAAGUGGCUAAAUUGUGUCAUAUUUAUAUGUUGUCAGUCUGAUUCUUGCAGGAAGACAAGCAUACAUACUGUACAACAGCGGCCAGCUGUAAAUAUAGUUAAGCCUUAUGUUUAGAUUAUUUGAAUGUAUUCAUUCAUUAGAGCGCAAAGAACAAUGCAAAAGAAA
Messenger RNA from Archocentrus centrarchus (flier cichlid), 1243 nucleotides. RefSeq names its product LITAF domain containing (gene litafd). Bases 112 to 570 code for a protein of 152 amino acids. The transcript is spliced from 5 exons. Gene Ontology annotation, cellular component: cytoplasmic side of lysosomal membrane; nucleus; cytoplasmic side of late endosome membrane. The record is from RefSeq and is a predicted model, not a curated record. Gene Ontology annotation, molecular function: zinc ion binding. NCBI's taxonomy places the organism in Eukaryota, Metazoa, Chordata, Actinopteri, Cichliformes, Cichlidae.